GUCUAGUAAAGGUAAACCUGCUCAUUUUCAGUGCUAUUUCUAGACUGAAAUUUUGUCCACCCUAAUUUGAGUCGUAUAUGCCCAUAAUCCCAUAUCUCAAGAUUCUCAACUACUUCAUCUGGCAUCCUAACUACUCGACCUCUCAUCCCUGAUUUAGUCUCCAUAGAUCUGAGCUGAUAACAAUAUCAAUUUCAGUUCUGAGCUCCAAAGAAGGUCCAAGUUCGAUUAUAGGAGUUCAAAACGGCUCGCAGUUUCAUGUGAGCUGGCUUAUUGGGUAUUAUUAUUAUUGCUUAGUUUGUGUUCAAUCAACUAUACAUCUGACCUGGAUUCGACUACGCAGUGAAAAUUUAGGAGGGUAGCUGGAAACAUAGAAUCGAGGUUCCUUCAUUGGUACGGAAUUGCCAAUUUCACACGCUGGUGCUUCUACAAGUUAUUGGAUUGUGAAGGGCUCUUAUGUCCGUUGUACUUUGAAGCUCAAAGGAAACAUCUUGCCUACUUAUUGACUUGGAAAGUAAUACAGAAUUUGCACGCAUUGCAUAGCUUCGUGUUAAAAGUUUGAUUUUGUUAAAAUGUUUAUUGGUGUUCUUGGGCAACUGGAGAUUGAUUAGCUGAAAAAAUGGCACUAAAGCUUCCUGCUGCUGAAGCAGCCAAGGCUGCUAUUAAGUCGAUAGGAUGUGGCUAUGAUAUAUCCUUAGACUUGAGGCUUAAAUACUGUAAAGGUGGUCCAUGCAAUAAGCGUCUGAUUGAGAUCAACGAGGACAAAUGCCAAGAUAUUGUUCUUCCGGGUGGGAUUUUAAUCCCGAACGUGCCCAAGUCUAUUAAAUGUGAUAAAGGAGAACGCACAAGGUUCCGAUCUGAUGUUCUGUCUUUCCAACAGAUGUCAGAACACUUCAAUCAGGAAAUAUCUUUGACUGGUAAAAUUCCCACAGGGCUCUUCAAUGCAAUGUUUGAUUUUUCUGGCUGCUGGCAGAAGGAUGCUGCAUGCACAAAAAAUCUUGUUUUUGAUGGGGUCUUCAUCACAUUGUACUCUAUUGCGCUUGAAAAAUCUCAUAUGUUGUUAAGUGAUCAUGUGAAGAAAGAAGUCCCAUCAACAUGGGAUCCUGCAGCAUUAGCAAGGUUCAUUGAGAAAUUUGGUACUCACGUUAUUGUUGGUGUAAAGAUGGGGGGAAAGGAUGUUAUAUAUUCAAAACAACAACGCUCCUCAUCACUUGAACCUGCUGAUGUCCAGAAAAGGUUAAAGGAAAUAGCAGAUAAGAGGUUUUCAGAUACUAACGAACAAUAUAGAUCAGAUUCAGAACAGGUUUAUCAGAAUGACAAGUUUGAAGCUAGGGAGACGCGUCUGAGAUUCGCAGAAGCUAGUGCAUCAAGUUCUUACGUGUACAAGGAGGACAUUGUUAGCAUUUGCAAAAGGAGAGGUGGGAGUGAUUACAGAAACCUAACCCAUAAUGAGUGGUUAAAUACUGUCCAGUUAGAGCCAGAUGCAAUCUCUAUGUCCUUCAUCCCCAUAACAUCACUUCUGAAUGGCAUACCUGGAAGUGGAUUUUUGAGUCAUGCUAUCAAUUUGUACUUGCGUUAUAAACCACCAAUCGAAGAGCUUCACCAGUUUUUGGAAUUUCAGCUUCCAAGGCAAUGGGCUCCGGUAUUCAAUGAUCUCCCUCUCGGUCCACAGAGAAGGAAGCAAAGUUCAGCUUCGUUACAGUUUAGUUUUCUUGGUCCAAAGCUGUAUGUAAACACUGUUCCGGUCGAUGUUGGCAAGAGGCCUGUGACCGGCCUUCGGUUGUACCUUGAAGGCAAAAAGAGCAAUUGUUUGGCCAUCCACUUGCAGCACCUCUCGUCUCUUCCUAAUAUAUUCCAACUUCAAGAUGAUCCACACGGAAACUUCUGCCGAGAAACCUACGACCGCAAGUACCAUGAGAAAGUUCAGUGGAAGAACUUCUCCCAUGUCUGCACGGCACCCGUUGAUUCUGAUGAGGAUCUUUCCAUAGUCACUGGAGCAAAACUCGAAGUCGGUGGCUACGGGUUGAAAAAGGUCCUUUUCUUAAGACUCAAAUUCUCAUCCGUCGUGGGGGCCACUAUGGUGAGGCAGUCAGAGUGGGACGGUUCGUCACAGGGACUAGGCCGCAAAUCCGGGUUGAUGUCAACUUUGAUCAGUCACCAUUUCUCAACAGUUCAGAAGCAACCACCUACACAGCCUGUUGAUUUGAAUGUUAAUUCUGCUGUUUACCCGGGUGGUCCCCCAGUGCCUAUUCAAGCGCCUAAGCUGUUGAAGUUUGUUGAUACGACUGAGAUGAGUAGAGGGCCCCUAGAAACACCUGGUUAUUGGGUUGUGUCUGGGGCAAGACUCAUGGUUGAAAAGGGGAGAAUCUCUCUGAAGGUCAAGUUUUCUUUACUUACUGUUAUACACCCUGAUGAAGGAACACCUGAGUAAACAGAUAGGAGAUAAGGAGAACCUUCCUCCAUUAGUGUGCUCGAGAUGAUGGUUUUACCAUUGCUUUUUAUUUUUUAUUUUUUAAUUUUCACUGUACGCAUAACAAUAUGUUUAAGCUAUGCAUAUGACUAGUCAAAAUAGAAUUCUGAAGUCUGACUAUUGUUGACUUCUUUUUUUUCUAUUCUAAUACAAUGUGAGGCUUUUCUAUUUUUCUUUCCCAGUUUGUUUGUCUCUUCAUGACAGACAGACUAGGGAUUAAGAUUUAAAUGAUGGAGCAAAUUGAAGACAGACUCCAGAUACCAUUACUUGCACAUUACUAGCAUUCUGUUUAUGAAAUAUUAUGUACAUGGGAAGGCCAACAAACUCCUUCCCUUUGACAAGGAAGCGGUGCAGGUUGGGCAAUGAAGGUCGGAUAUUGCUGUCCAGGCAUUAAGACCGUGAAGUCCGGUGAAGAAAAUCUUGGUAUCUGUACAAUAACAAGAUCACAAUUUAUAAAUUCUUUUGGGUUUCUUGUAAGCCAAACGAAACUCCAUCAUAUAAUCUUGAGGUUUAAAGGUGGAUUACUUACUGUUUGUGGUGAUCUUCCAAGCUUGUGCAUUGUUGUUCCAGAUUCUAAGCUGUGGUGGUGCAUAUGACCUUCAGCCCCUCCUUGCUUGAAGAGAUGCUCAAAAAUGGCCAUGAUGAGAAACAUGGAGAUCAAGAUGGCUGUAGCUACAAGCCCGAAACAAAUGGCAUUCGCUGACGUCCCAAAGUUUCUCCAUGCACCACCACCUUCCACCUGGGAUGGACUAGGCUGUUCUGCACUUGUUUUAUAUAUGUUCCAUGCCCCCCUUGUUCUUUCAUACCUCAGCUCACUCAUGUCUGCUAUGCUUUCUUUUCACAAUAAGUAUGAGAUGUAUUCCUCCACCCCCCUCUCUUCAAAGGAGAAUGAUCACAAUAAGAAAGCAGCAAAGGUGUCAAUUUCACUAUCUCAGUCAGACAUGUAAAGAACCAAAGAAAGCAGCUAGCAAUGGUAUACUUCUGUGCUGCAGCAAAAUACUAAAAUCCCAGAGUUGCUGUUUAUCUUACUCAAGCCAAAUGCUUUUCCUGCCAAUGAAGAAACAGACAGACACAUUGCACUAAAGCUAGGUGUACCCUUUCAUAAAUAGCACAAA
Molecule: messenger RNA, 3582 nt
Organism: Cuscuta epithymum
Lineage: Eukaryota; Viridiplantae; Streptophyta; Magnoliopsida; Solanales; Convolvulaceae
Source: the annotation of a GenBank genome assembly